This is a messenger RNA of Chaetomium strumarium, 1632 nucleotides long. RefSeq lists its product as uncharacterized. The transcript has a single exon. The record is from RefSeq and is a predicted model, not a curated record. NCBI's taxonomy places the organism in Eukaryota, Fungi, Ascomycota, Sordariomycetes, Sordariales, Chaetomiaceae. Bases 487 to 1329 code for a protein of 280 amino acids.
AUCCGGCAUUUCUAAGAUGCCCCGCGCCCGUCGCCGUCUGAUCCGACUGGGUGUAUCGAUAACAAGAUGCGGGGAGAAGUUGGGCGAGAGUCAGGUGGUCACAUAUGAAUCACGUCAUAGGGUAUCCCGACAACCUCUUGUGGUAGGCUCUGACUGAUUGAGAUUCACUCAGGCAUACGUUAUUAGGUUGCCACAAUGAGAAAAGGACAUUUCUGGCCACUAUGCCAGUCUUGUAAACCCAAUCCGGUCCCUCGUAACCAGCGCGACUGACUGAUUCGGCACGUCAGAAGUUGCUCCCUUGACAUACCUUGGAGAGACAUUCUGAUCAAAGCUACCGGACAUUCCGGACAGAGAUCGAUCACCUGGCUUAUAAACGACUAGUGAGCUCGACGGUUGCCGCUUGAUCUCGGCGGCUCAGCACUUGUCUAUCCCUCGACCUCUGUAUUAAACAACUAGACCACGCUCCUCCUGUCCGACGCAGCAGCCAUGCUUGAGGAGUGGAGUAUAUUCAAGAAGGUCGGCGAGCCUUCGGAAAACAAGCCUCCCUCUCUCCUUUACAUACUGCCCACCCUCCGCACACCUUUCCGCCGCCGACGCACCUUGGAACCACCUUCACCUCCUCCUCAGACGGCCUCAGAACCAGAACUUUCAUCGCCAGCCAGCGAUGAUGUACCAUCCCUCUCCAGCUCCCCGAGCUCUCCCGCUUCACCCGGGUUCCCCCCUGCCAGCCGCCUCUCCUGCGUCCGGCCCACGACCCUCCGCUGCAGGGCUUGCUCCGCCGACCUGGCGUUCCACGACCAGAUCAUUUCGAAGAACUUCAUAGGCCGGGGGGGACGCGGCUACCUCGUUGCGCCACCAUCAGAUCAACCCACCCCCUCCUGUCCGCGCUCACCGCCCGGCACCUCCGGCUACCGGCUGGUGAACAUACUGAUCGGCACGUCCGAGCAGCGCCGGCUGACCACGGGACCGCACGUCGUGGCCGACAUCAGCUGCGCCGGGUGCGGAGCGAUGGUGGGGUGGAAGUACAUCGACGCGCGGAAUCCGGAGCAGAAGUACAAAGUGGGCAUGUUCAUCCUGGAGACGGCACGCGUGGUGAGGUUCCACAGCUGGGAGGACGUGGAGGACGUGUCCGCGGCCGAUGACGGCCACGCUGAGCUGUGGGAUGCGGAGCGUGCGGACAAGGACAGGGGAGUUCCGCUGCCUGAGUUCGACUCGGAGGAUGAGGACGAGUGCGACGAGUUGUUUGCGGGGACCUGGGACCCCAAAAUGGCCUUGGUGAGCCGGGUUCUGAAGAAGCACCGUGGCGUUGAUUAUGAGGAAGCACCGUAGCGUUGUCUGAAGCGCGGUUGUUCGGGAUGGCGGGGUGAUUCAUUUUGUUGUUGCUUGCCGUUCGUUUCGAUGCCGCCUCGCCAGUCGGUGAAGGUAGGCUGAUAUUCCUUCUUUCCUUAUUUUUUUUGACACUCCGUUACCAGGACAAGCCCGGGCAGGUCUGGGCGCCAUCUCCUUUUCUUUUUCUUUUUCUUUUCAGGGGCUCGGGUUGGCCCUCUGUGUUUCUGCUUUUAGGGUACUGGGACGGCGCAUGCGAUACGGGAUGGUGGGAGCAUCAGAAUGUGAUCAAGGAAAGGGCAUAGG